AUGGAGUUUGAUAAUUCAGGCGGUAGUGUCUACCAUAGAACACAAGCUGUCUAUAUCCGGUCGGUAGACGGACAGCUGAUCAGAACCAUCGAGGCGAAGCACCAGAAAAUUGAAACGAACUGGGAAAUCAUACGACCUCAGCUACCAACAACUUUUACCAAUCUCGCCGACGGUCCACAAAGAUUAUCACAUCAUGAUUCAGAGCAACCAAGCUCUGUUGAACUAACAGUCUACGAAAAGCGAAGGGACGGAGAGGACGAUGUUGUUGGCCUGGUACUGGAAACCUCGCCCAACGGACUUGACAACCCUUUUGAGAACUUCUUCAUCUCUCUGCUGCUCAACCAAAUGCACUUGCAUCUCCAUAAGCCAGCGCCAUAUUCCUCCGAUAGAGAAUGUACUGAUGCUAUUGUUGACCUUUUCGAUAACUAUCUUCGAAACUCCGGCUCGAAAGACGAAUGGGGUCAAGGUGGAAGAACCUUUUUCAAGAACAAAGUCGCUUUCUUUACUUCAAGUAAUGCGAAGGUUGAGUUCUGCUUGCCGGCCUUCCCAUGCAAAUCAUCGAAUACCGAAAAAGUCAUGGGCACUAUGCCAGACAGAGGGGAAGAAAUGGCUCUGAGAAUGCUGCAUAGCUUUGUUCGUGAAGUCGAGGCCAUAUACACGCCAGGUGCUAAGGUAUGGAUUAUUAGCGACGGCCAUGUCUUCAGUGACUGCAGUGAGUACUACUACCACCGAGCUAUUAGAUCGCAGUCUAACAACAAACAGUUGGAGUCGAUGAUGAUCUUGUUGACGCAUACACGGCCAGUCUGGUCGGAAUGAAUGCUUCAAUUGCAUCACAGGAGCAGGGUCCAGACCGUGUCGGGUUUAAGUCGCUGGUAGACCUGUUUGAUCUCAAAUCCUCGAGUCACACUGUUUCGAGUCUCGACAUUCCCAAUAUCGAUCACUUCCUCAAUACCAAGGUCACCACUGAAGCGGAGCUUUCCAGGCAAGUCUUGAUGUCAGGUUGCCAGUCCGAAAAGGCCAACCUCCGACGAAGAAUCGACUCUCAGGAGCCUUCCAUACUAGCACUUUAUCGAGGGUUCUCUCGAUUUAUGUUGGAAGAUUUGGAUCUUCACCCGUACACAAAACCAAUGAGUCGAAGUCAGCGAAAGAAGCUCUCAGUCAAGGUUUCCUUUGAAAUGAUUAUGGUAUGUGCAGUCUCCUUGGUAUGACGAGUCUUUACUAACUCGAUCAAGAGGAAUCAAGCGUAUUCUAAUCUUGUAGAGCUCCUCUUCCCAGAUCAUGUCAGAUUGUCGAUUCAUGCGUAAGUCCUGAUCACAAAUUCUUGCCGUCACUUCUAAUGUAGUUGAGUAGGCACACCAACAGUGGUCCAAAGUUCGGUGUUCGUAUGUUUGAUAAAAAAUUUGUCAAGACAGUCCGUUCUAUAGAAGACUGUACCGAAUCAGAGGGACCCUCUUGUGACCUCUUACACAUCCCAACCCCGUGGCACAAUUGCACGUUCCAGUUUAUGGAUAGUCCAAUCAUAUAUGUGGUCAAGUCGAAGAUUAUAAAGGAUGCUUUGCAAUCGGGACUUGUGGAGGGAGGCUGGGUGGAGGGCCGUCCUGGCAAGAGAGGUUAUUUCGAAAUUCGCAAAUCCCAACCCCAACCGCCGUCAACCGAGACAGAAAAGAAACCGGCCAUGGAGAAAUCCGCAUCCAAACAGGAAGCAGUAGUAGAGCUUCAAGUUUCCCAAAAGCCUGCUAGGCAAAGUAUAAUGCAACACAGCGGGGUGCUUGGAUCGCUCGUCCACAUACUUGGCGGUUGGCCACGCUUUCUACUGAGACUUGGAGGCGUCGACGUUGGGGUACUGGGAAUUCGAGGCAGCCUCUUUCACUGGUCCUGGCCCUGGAAGCGAACACAAGUUUGAUAUCGGUUGUUUUUUUGGGGUCGUGGAAAUCUGGUUGAAGACUGCGGAGCGGUCUAAGGUGUUUUGGAAAGGUUCACAUAGGGUUAUUGGAGUUAUGGAACAUACCAAGGGAUUAUCUUCCGCGGGACUAUUAAGGCUUACCUAUUCUUUUGGGGGGGGG
This is a messenger RNA of Hymenoscyphus albidus, 2063 nucleotides long. Lineage: Eukaryota; Fungi; Ascomycota; Leotiomycetes; Helotiales; Helotiaceae. The record is from the annotation of a GenBank genome assembly.